Messenger RNA from Jatropha curcas, 1583 nucleotides. It is a transcript of the gene GATA9, whose product is annotated as GATA transcription factor 9. Gene Ontology annotation, molecular function: zinc ion binding; sequence-specific DNA binding. Gene Ontology annotation, cellular component: nucleus. The record is from RefSeq and is a predicted model, not a curated record. Gene Ontology annotation, biological process: positive regulation of DNA-templated transcription; cell differentiation. NCBI's taxonomy places the organism in Eukaryota, Viridiplantae, Streptophyta, Magnoliopsida, Malpighiales, Euphorbiaceae.
UCGUCAAAUUCCUCCAUUUUAGCUGUCUGCCUGUCCCCUUCAAACGCAAAUAAACCCUCUCUCUUUCUCUUUCUCUCUCUCGUAUCAAAACCACAACUUCUCUCACUCUUCUUCUCUCUUUACACACACACAUUUUCCUCACUACACUCUCCAUCUUAAUUUCUUAACCUCAUUUUUUGCCUUAACCAGAAAACCCAAACAAUCAUCAAUUUAAAAUAAUAAUAAUAAUAAUAAUAACGAUGGAAGCACCUGAAUUCUAUAACCAAAAUGGAUUUUGCUCGCCAUUUUCAAAUGAAAAGCACCAUUCUUUAGAUUCUAAGCCUACUGGCGGUGGUGGUGGUGACCAUUUCAUUGUCGAGGACCUUCUAGACUUUUCUAACGAAGAUGCAGUCAUUACCGACGGUGGCGUCGCUUUUGAUAACGUUACAGGUAAUUCCACGGACUCCUCUUCCGUUACUGUCGUCGAUAGCUGCAAUUCCUCUUCUUUCUCGGGAUGUGAGCCUUGCUUUAAUGGCGGCGAUAUUGGCUCUCGUAAUUUGGCCGACGUUCAAUUCUCUAGCGACCUUUGCGUGCCGUAUGAUGAUUUAGCGGAGCUCGAAUGGCUGUCAAAUUUCGUGGAGGAAUCGUUUUCUAGCGAGGAUUUGCAAAAGCUACAGCUGAUAUCUGGCAUUAAAGCCCGGCCCGAUGAAUCAUCUGAGACCCGAAAUUUUCAACCAGACUGCAAUGGUAACGACAAUACUAACAACAAUAAUAACAACGACGUCGUAGCCAUCAAUAACAACAACAACCCAAUUUUCCACCCUGAAAUGUCCGUCCCAGCUAAGGCUCGUAGCAAGCGGUCUCGAGCUGCCCCAUGCAACUGGGCGUCUCGUCUCCUCGUCCUUUCCCCCACCACGACAUCACCGGAGCCGGAAAUUAUUGUCGGCCCAACGACUCAGCAUCCUAGUUCAGGAAAAAAGACGAUAAAAGGUACCGGACCGAAGCGAAGAGAUGGUGGAGAUGGAAAUGGAGAUGGCCGGAAAUGCUUGCAUUGCGCUACCGAUAAAACGCCGCAGUGGCGGACAGGGCCAAUGGGCCCAAAAACGCUGUGUAAUGCUUGUGGUGUGAGGUACAAGUCAGGUAGGCUUGUACCAGAAUACCGGCCGGCGGCGAGCCCAACGUUUGUGCUGACAAAACAUUCGAAUUCUCACCGGAAAGUACUUGAGCUUCGGCGGCAGAAAGAGUUGUUAAGGGCUCAGCAACAACAACAACAGCAAUUUCUCCAUCACCAUCAGAACAUGGUUUUUGAUGUAUCCAACGGCGAUGAUUACUUGAUUCACCAACACGUGGGUCCCGAUUUCAGGCAGCUGAUCUAGUAAGGUAGGGAAUAAGAGGCAGGUUCAGGUGGGGUCUAUUUUAAGGAUUUAGCUGCGAAAUUCGUUAGUGAAUUUCGUUAAUUCUUCUAAUUUUGCCUAACUUUUAAUUUCUUCAAUUUUUAUUAGACUUUGUUUAAUUUUUCAUUUUCUCUGAGUUGCUUUUUGUCUGCCAAAGUUGGCAAGCUCUUUGAAAACUCAAUUUUCCUAAAUUCAGGUUUCCUUCCUUUU